Molecule: messenger RNA, 2972 nt
Organism: Spirodela intermedia
Lineage: Eukaryota; Viridiplantae; Streptophyta; Magnoliopsida; Alismatales; Araceae
Source: the annotation of a GenBank genome assembly
AUGACCUUCUGCCCAGGGACGGAACGUUACAAGACCGAGGUCUGCGUCCUUGAUGCCUCCUCCUACGUCGGCUUCUGGAUCCUCAAGAAACUUCUCUCGAAGGGAUACAAAGUUCACGCCGGACUCCGCAGUGAUGGCACGCUCUUUUGUCCUUAGACCAUCCAAAACUCUCUCUCUCUCUCUCUCUCUCUCUCUCUCUCUCUCUCUGUGUCUCGUCCUGCCGCUCUGAGCAAGUUUGGGUUUGCAGGGAAGGAGGAGACAACGACGGUGAUCAGGGAAAUGUGGAAGUCGGACGCGGGGAAGAAGACUCUCUCUCUCUUCACCGUGGACGUCCUCGACUACCAAACCAUCCUCACCUCCAUGAACGGUUGCUCCGCUCUCUUCUGCUCCCUCGACUCCCCAGCUACCUACGACGUAACAUCCCCAAAGGGCCCUUCCUCUCUCUCUCUCUCUCUCUCUCUCUCUCUCUCUCUCUCUCUCUCUCUCUAUUCCACCUCUCCUCUCUCUCAGAUUAGGGUUCACUCGUCGGUCCUUCUUCUCCCUCGCCAUGGACGAGCCGUUUCAGGAGGAUGCCGUGGAGACGGAGAUGAGGGGAGUCUUCAACGUGGUGGAGGCCUGCGCCCGCACACCGUCCGUGGAGAAGCUCAUCUUCUCCUCCUCCCUGGCAGCGGGCAUCUGGAGCGAGGACUUGCAGACCCUCCGGCAGGUGGACGAGAGGUGCUGGAGCGACGUCGAAUACUGCCGGAAGCUCAAGGUAUCGUAAGAAUAACGCCAACUGCUUCCCAGAUGAAGAAGAAGAAGAAGAUGACGUUCAAAACGGACGAUCUUCCUGGUUCAUCCCCUAUCUCCAGCUAUCCAUUCUUUUGUUUUUCGAACUAGCUUCAACUCUGAUCGCUCGAUCCGCGCAAGAAUAGAAAGAUUUAUGAAACUGAAAAAUAGGAGAUAUUAGGGUUUGAGAGGACAUGGCGAGCCACCCCAAAAUCAUAACUUCUGAACACCCCUAGUCAAAAUGUUAAUAACAGUAAAUACCCUUGAGUGUGAUUCAGAAUCCAUGGGGUCAAACAAAAAAGAUGAAUAAUGAAUUAUUCUGAAUAAAGUUGGACUCAUUCUCUCCAGAUUUGGUUGCACCAACUUAGGUGGACCAAACUGUAAAAAAUAGUGAUAAAGCCACCAAAUUCCCAGCCUCAUCUGAAUGAAACAGGUUAUAUCUCGUUGCCCGUCACCAAGAAACCAGGUUUUCGUUUCUUGGAGUGUUAUUUUUCUUCUAAAUUUAGUAAUCCAGAUCAAACUCAGGAAGAAAAAUAAGUGAAAACACUGAACUUGACCAAGUCCAGGCCCGGGCUUCACAUGGCUUGAUAGGUGACGUUGGUGAGAUUUUCAGCUGUGGUAUCCGGUGGCGAAGACGCUGUCGGAGAGGACGGCGUGGGGCCUCGCCUCCGACCGGAUGCUCAACAUGGUGUCUGUCAAUGCGGCGCUAGUGAUCGGCCCCGACGUCGCAGUCCAGAAUCCCGUCUCCACCCUGUCUUAUCUGAAAGGUAUCUCUCUCUGUCUCUCUCUGUCUCUCUCUCUCUCUCUCUCUCUCUCUCUCUCUCUCUCACACACACACACACACACACACACACACACACACUCUCUUCCUCUCUCUCUCUCUCCCUCUUCCUGUCCAUUCCUCUCUCCCUCCCUCCCUCUUCCUCUCCAUUCCUCUCGCCCUCCCUCCCUCUUCCUCUCUUUCUCUCUCUCUCUCCCUCCCUCUUCCUCUCCAUUCCUCUCUCUCUCCCUCCCUCUUCCUCUCUUUCUCUCUCUCUCUCUCCCUCCCUCUUCCUCUCCAUUUCUCUCUCUCCCUCUUGCUGCUGCUCUCUCUCUCACACACCCUUCUCGUGAGGUGCAGUUGCGUAAGGCGAUGAAACAAGUCAAAGUGGGUUUAAUUAAACCACCUGACCCAACAAUUACUUAAAUCAUAAUAAAUCAUUUACAAAGCAUUCUUUAGUCACAUUUUAAUCAAAAAUUAAAUAAUUCCUCACAUUAUGUCAUGAAAAAAAAUUAAAUCCAAUAAAAAAGUCCAUGCUUUAGUGGCCGAUCUUCUGUGGGCAUCUACGUGCUCUCUUCUUUUAUCAAUAAUUUGAUAAUUUAUUGAUGAUUAGGAAAUUAGAAUAUUCCUAAAAAUUAGGUAUUGCCCAACUCCCCACCUCACUCGCCAUCAUAAUUAACCUUAAUCAGAACAUAUCAAGAAAACCUAGUCAUAAAUAUUGGCGAUCUCCUCUGCCUUCAAUACUAAUGUUGAUAAUACCUCAACAUCUCAUUAUUAUUAUUAUUAUUAUUGUCUCCUACUUAAUGAUUAUUCAGUAUUUAAAUAAUUUAAAAUAUCUUCGUUAUUAAGUGUUGCCCAAAAAACACCUAGCACUAUAAUUUGCCGCAUAAAAAAACUUGGUCAUAUCAACUGAAGUUCUUAGAACAUAAAAUUAUAUAUAUAUAUAUAUAUAUUUAUUACUUCUUCAUGAUGCUGGAUUUGGGUGAAGCCGAGGAACCUGUAAGAUUCAGAGAUCUCUGAGCCAUCCAUCCAUCGCUUGCUUCCUACAGGAGCAGAGAAGAUGCAGGAGAGCGGGGUUCUUGCAUCAGUCGACGUUGACUUCCUUGCGGACGUCCACGUCAGCGCACUGGAGGAUCCGUCCGCGAACGGGAGAUACUUCUGCUUCAACAACGUCGUGAGAUCGGAAGAAGAAUCUGUGAAACUGGCCAAGAGGUUGACUCCUCUCAUUCAAAUCCCACCGAGGUAUGUUCAAAUGAUUCUAGGAAAGCAUAUGAUCGAAUCAUGUCAACGCAAGCCAAAGAUUUACGAUAUUCAGCACCCAGAAGAUUGGGAAAAAAAAAAAACCAUUAUCUAUACUGGUUGGGUGGGUGUUCAUGAACAACUGAAUAGGAUGAUCUUCAGAGGAAAACAUGCACCACGCAGAGUAUUUGCAGUUGACCCAUAA